CGCAGAGUUACUUCUUCUUCUUCUCCGGGGAAACUAACAGAUUUUUGCAGCAUUGUGUGCUGAUAACAAAGCCUUUAGCCGUCAUGGCUGCUUCUGCAAUAUCCUCACAGCCACUAGAGCAGACUCAAACGCAGACGCAGAUCAAGUCAGAUGAUCCAAAGAUUACAAUCCAGCAAAUCCUCGACAUCGUUAACAAUCUGCACACAACUGUUAAUAAAUCUCAGGACGCAGGUGCUGCUAUAGCGUCGACCAGGAGUGCUGGUCCUGAGCUUGUUCAUGUGUCUACUACUACUCCUAUAUCUCCAAGGAAUGCUCUGGAGACAGCGAUAAGUCUACCGCUUCCUGAUAAGAAGUCAGAAGGGAGAGAGGAUCAUCACAUCUCUAUGGUGCAACGUAACCUACGUUUGCUCAAAGAAGACGUGAUCAAGCUGCAAGAUCUUCGGAGCGAAGUCGCAGAGGAGGUGUGGAAACACAUUCGUCCGCUUCAAGGGCUUCUUGACAAAGUAAAGAAAGGGGAAGAGAAGUCUUCAAAAACUCAGCUUACUAAUGGUAUGAAGAAAGACUUGGAGGUUAUCAACAAGAAGAUCUUUAACUUAAUGUGUCAGGUCCCUUUGUUGCCCAACAAGCCCAAGAAACGUGGAGUCUCUGAUGAUCAUGACGGUGAUAAGAUUAACACCUGUAAAGGAAUUGUUUGCUUGCACGGUAUCCAUGCAACUGAAGAGGAUCUUAAGAAACGCGCGGUUUACAGAUAUGUACUAGGGGAGCUAGAGAAGCUUGAGGAUGACAAGAAGAUCUAUUUGUUAACCUUUGCUGUGUUCCCGGAGAAUCAAGAAGUGAACCGAACUAUGCUCAUGUAUUGGUGGAUCGGUGAGGGCGUCCUGCCUGUUGUUGGAGCUGAGUGUACUGUGAAGAGAGUUCUUGAGGAGUUCAUGGAGAAGCAGUUGAUUGAACCGGUCGAAAACAAGCGUAAAGUCGAGGCAAACAGCUAUAAGAUGAACCCUUUUGUGCAUUCUUCAUUGGUACUUAUGGCCAAGGAGAUAGGACUUUUUGAUAUGUAUAACCAUAAGACUCAGCCAAAGAUGAACAAGUCAAUACUAUACAAGGUCUGCCUUGUGGAAGACUCAUCAAGCCAGCAAGAAGCAAAAGCUAAGAAAAUGCCAGCGUUGGACAUUGAGACAGUGUUCAAUGUCUCCGAGAGGUUCCCUGACUUCGCGUUCAAGUGGUUCGCUGAGGAUCAACCAUCAGGGAAGAAGACAUUUGGUGGUCUAUCAAAACCUGUUUAUAAGAUGCUCAAAGUGUUUUAUCUAGGAAGAUGGGAGAGAACAGCGAACCGUCACAUCGAGGUAGAGAACCCUGAGGUUAUGAAGUACUUGAAGCAUAUGACUAAACUCAAGCUUCUGAGUUUUCAAGGGAUCUCAAGAAUUGAGAGGCUUGAUGAUGCUGUCUGUAAGCUACGUGAGCUGAUCAUCUUGGACCUCAGAGCAUGCUAUAAUCUUGAGAAACUUCCAGACAAGAUAGAUGCAUUGAAGGCGCUGAUUUACUUGGACAUUACAGAUUGUUACAUGAUAGAUAGAAUGCCUAAGAGGCUGUCGUGGCUGGAUAACUUGGAAGUUCUCAAGGGCUUUGUGGUUAGUGACGCUGAUGAGGAGACGGUUUGCACUUUAGUUGAGUUGAGGCAUUUGAAGAAGCUGAGAAAGCUAACCAUUACAAUAAACAAAGGGGGUUUCACUGUACUUGAACUCUUCAUGGCUAUUAAGGAUUUUAAAAUGCUGGAGAAGUUGAAAGUGGCGUGGGGAGGUAUAAAUAAACGUCCUGAGGACAAGAAGAUAGAUGGAGAAAACAAGGACAAGGUCGUAGGUGGAGGAAAGAAGCAGGAGCAAAAGGACAAGGCAAUUAUUAAGAAACAGGAGGGGCUCAUAAAAAGAACAGCGAGCAAGUUUUUCGCAGCAAAGGAGAAAGAUCUUGAGAAGCCAGAGCUUCCGGAGACACUGAAGAAACUGGACCUGCAGUGUUUUCCUGAUGCAGAGCUUCCUGAGUGGCUUGAGCCUAGAAAACUAGUUCAUCUGGAAAAACUGUACAUCAAAGGAGGAACAAAACUUACUGGAUUUGGAGUUUUACCUGCAAAUCCAACGGCAUGUAGUGUCAAGGUUUUGCGUCUGAAGUUUCUUCCCAAGCUAACAGUGGAGUGGAGAGACCUGAGGAAAAUGUACUUCCCAGAACUGAAAUUUUUGGAGAAGUAUCAGUGUCCUCAAGUUAGUUUUUGCCCCUGUGAUGGAAUUGGAAUCUGGCGCAAGCCUGAAUAAACAUCAAAGUCUAAGCAUCUCUGCUGUUGUUGUUGUGUGGUGUUUGGCUUUCAAAGUGUGAUGUUGUUUGUGAACACUUGAAUAAAAGUGUUUUGCUUCGCUUUCUUGUGUUCUAA
Messenger RNA from Eruca vesicaria subsp. sativa (arugula), 2419 nucleotides. The record is from the annotation of a GenBank genome assembly. Lineage: Eukaryota; Viridiplantae; Streptophyta; Magnoliopsida; Brassicales; Brassicaceae.